Messenger RNA from Aedes albopictus (Asian tiger mosquito), 2895 nucleotides. It is a transcript of the gene Kif3C, whose product is annotated as kinesin-like protein KIF17. Gene Ontology annotation, cellular component: microtubule associated complex. Gene Ontology annotation, molecular function: ATP binding; microtubule motor activity; microtubule binding. Lineage: Eukaryota; Metazoa; Arthropoda; Insecta; Diptera; Culicidae. Gene Ontology annotation, biological process: microtubule-based movement; spindle elongation; mitotic spindle organization. The record is from RefSeq and is a predicted model, not a curated record. Bases 540 to 2783 code for a protein of 747 amino acids. The transcript is spliced from 5 exons.
GCUUGUAGGUAUUAUAGGACUUUCUCCUUUUCUCACAACCACGUUAGACGCGACUCGAAACGGACGUGCUGUGCGACAGCUCUCAGUGACGGAUAUCGGGCGCCGUAUCCGUCCACCGUGCAAUAGCGAUUUUAUUUUUCGUUUCCAAUUGACCACGUGAAUAUAUUACUAGUUUUGGAAUGAUUUUAGGCAAUUUUGAAAGCAAGAUGCAUUUUAUAAUAAGUUGUAUGAAUUUAGCAGAAGUGGUUGUUAAACACACAUUUUAAGUACACAACUUCGUUAUUACAAAGAGUGAUUCAGAAGACAAACAGUUGACUCUAUCCAAGUGCGUAGACUCCGAGCAAGGAUAACAGAAAGUGAGAAAGGUUUCCUCUUCUCCGAUUGCCGAUAAGGAUUGGAGAGAAGAAAAACAGCCGUAACCAACAAGCAAGCAAACGUUAUAGUUUGUAAUGUUCCAAUGGGACUCAUCCGUCUAUUUCGGACCGAGAAGCUGUGAUUUCCAAGUGUUUUAGAGGCAACUACAGUCCAACACAUACAACAUGGCGGAAAACGUAAAGGUUGUGGUCCGUUGUAGGCCGAUGAACAAGCGCGAACAAUCAUCUGGAUGCAAGAACAUCACUCAAAUCGACAACUCGACGGUUAAUUUGGACAAUCCGAACGAUUCGAGCGCUCCGCAAAAGUCGUUCAAGUUCGAUAGCGCCUAUGGUUAUGCAGCGACGACAGAGAACAUUUAUAGCGAAAUCUGUUAUCCAUUGAUUGAGAGCGUCCUCGAGGGAUACAAUGCAACGAUCUUCGCGUACGGUCAAACGGGAUGCGGAAAGUCGCACACCAUGCAGGGAACGACGUACAACGUGUCGGCCGCAGAUCCGAACAACGCCAACAAUAUCGGCAUCAUUCCGCGAUCGUUCGAGCACGUGUUCGAAGCGAUCGCCGUGGCGAGUGAUGUGCGAUACCUCGUGCUGGUAAGUUACCUCGAGAUCUACAACGAAACCAUUCGCGAUCUGUUGGCACUGAAUUCCGGGGGUGGUGCCAAUCUUGCCAUCAAGGAAGUUCCCGGUGAAGGCGUCACAGUGCAAGGCCUGUCGAUGCACACUGUUCACGGGAUGAAGGAGUGUAUUGAACUGUUGGAGAUGGGAGCGAAGAAUCGAAUAGUUGGCGCAACUCUAAUGAAUAUCGAGAGUUCGCGAUCGCACUCGAUUUUCACGAUAAGCUUGGAACAGAUGGCGACCGGUGCUGGACAAGAAGCUGCGAUAAAGCGGGGGAAGCUGAACUUGGUGGAUCUGGCCGGGUCCGAGCGGCAAAGCAAAACAGGAGCAACUGGCGACAGGCUAAAGGAGGCGACUAAGAUCAACCUCUCCCUCUCGGCACUGGGGAACGUUAUCUCGGCUUUGGUAGACGGCAAGACCAAACAUGUACCUUACAGGGAUUCCAAACUGACGCGAUUACUGCAGGAUUCGUUGGGUGGGAACACAAAAACGCUGAUGAUUGCUUGUAUUUCACCAGCGGACUUCAACUAUGAUGAGACGCUUUCGACACUGCGUUAUGCGAGCAGGGCGAAGAACAUAGCCAACAAACCGAAGAUCAAUGAAGAUCCAAAAGACACGAUGCUCAGAGAGUAUCAAGAGGAAAUUCAACGGCUGAAGCAAUUGCUUGCAAUGGAAGGAAAACUGUCGGUCGAGAAUGGGAUUUCCGCAGGUGAUAUGCUCGAGACGGCUGUCUUGUCCGGCGCGGUCCAAUCUACGUUCGAGGACGAGAAACGUAGGCUGAAGAACCAGUAUGAUACGGAUGUGGCGAAUUUUAGGAAGGAGUAUGAACAACAGAAGAUCGCUAAACAAGAACUUGUAAAGGAUAUUGAAAAAAUCAAAUCGUACUACGAAGGACAGAUGCAGAAGUUGGUUGCGAAGAGGAAUGCAGAGAAGGAACAGGACGUUGCAGUGAGUGUAGAGUUAGUGGAUAAGGUGCCAGUAGAUAAGCAAGAAAUCUAUAACCGAAUUAAGCAAAUCAAGGAUGCGUUGAUUGGUGGCGAACGAGCCAACGACAUUCAGUUGAAGGAGAAGCGCUAUCGAAACAAGUUGGCAUCCGAGAAACGAUUGAAUGCGUUGGCACAGGUGAUAAGUAGGGUGGAGCAAAGCGAGGAUCGGGACUUACUACAGGGUCACUAUACGGAUAUACAGCAGGAAUUGAAGGUACGAUACGAGCAGAUCAGGCAACAACGGAAGAAGAUUAAAUCACUGGAGCGGGACAUCUCUGAUAUUCAGGGAGAGUUCCAGACGGAUCGGGCUGAUUAUUUGGCCACAAUCAGACUGCUGGAGAAGAAGAUACUGUUUUACGAAGCGGUGUUCCAGAAGGCUUUACCGGUGCUGCGGAAAGAUGGCCGCUACUGGAAUCUGGAGGGUCUAGAGCAGGAUUCGGAAUGGAGUGAUGAGCUGAAGAAGUGGAAACUACCGGACGAUACGCUGCUCAGGGUACGGUUUCCUCCAGCGGAUUCCACACAGCCCCAGCAAUUGACGAAAUCCCCGUCAAAAACCGGUCGCGAUAGUCAAACUUCCCUCACGGCACCGGGCCGGCUGGAACGGAGUUCCACUGUGAUCCUUACCAAGUUGCCCAACUGUGAGAGCAACUCGUUGCUAGCCGCCGAUCAACCCCGGCGGAAAGAGUUUCUCAGCAAAAGCACCAACUGCAGUCCAUUUCCGAAGAUUGAAGACGUGGCGGUAACGUAUUUCCGGCCUCGGCGGGCAGCCGAGCUGGUGUACCGGAGCGGGUGGGGAGGUUUGCAGAAAUAGUUUAGAGUUUGUUUAGAGCUGUUGUUGCGUUUUCGGAUAUUUUUCAUAUUGCAAGCAGACUUUAUUUUUGACAAGAACGAUUUAUUCAGAUUAUAACAAAAAAUUUCAAUGU